Messenger RNA from Hippocampus zosterae (dwarf seahorse), 1854 nucleotides. RefSeq names its product katanin p60 (ATPase containing) subunit A 1 (gene katna1). Gene Ontology annotation, cellular component: microtubule cytoskeleton. Lineage: Eukaryota; Metazoa; Chordata; Actinopteri; Syngnathiformes; Syngnathidae. The transcript has 12 exons. Gene Ontology annotation, molecular function: microtubule severing ATPase activity; microtubule binding; ATP hydrolysis activity. Bases 237 to 1688 code for a protein of 483 amino acids. The record is from RefSeq and is a predicted model, not a curated record. Gene Ontology annotation, biological process: microtubule severing.
AAUCUCAGAAGAGACAAGAAGAAGCCACACAUCUGUUCAAUGAGCAGGUCUUCCUGACACUACCGACUGUGUUGUCACUCCAGGAAAGGCGCUGUUGUCCACUUCCGCGUAUCGGACGCCGCGACGUGGACCGGAGGAAAUUGUUUUUCUUGUGUCGUCUCCCGUUUGAACGACGACGGCGGAACUCGUCGCAUCUGUCGCUGCCUCAACUCUGCGUGGGCUCAUUCGAAAACACGAUGAGUUUGCAGGAGAUCUUUGAGAACAUGAAGCUGGCCCGUGAAUAUGCUUUGCUGGGAAACUACAACUCGGCCAGUGUUCUCUAUCAAGGCCUGCUGGAGCAAAUCAAGAAACAUAUCUAUACUACACGAGACCCCAGUCUCCAGCAGAGAUGGCAGAAGUUGUGGGAACAAGUUGGCGAGGAGAGCAGCCAGGUUCAAGACCUCCUGUCGACACUGGAGAGCGUUCAACUGGACGCCGUGCCCGUCAAACCAAUUGAACCGGACGAUUAUGACAUCAGGCCCGUGUCCGUUGAACCAAGGCAUUCGCCGUGCCCUGUCAGGCGUCCGACAAACCCUUACAAAGACGGUAAGCCAAUCAACAAUCGCCUCAGUGUGGCCGUGAAGGCCCAGCAGAGGCAGCAAAGUCGCGGGGCCAACGGGGACAGACACAAAGCCCCCAAGGCCAAAACAAAAGAAGCUGCUGGCAAAGCAAAAGACAACAAGAGCAAAGGAGAUGGCCAGGAAAAAGAAUUGAAGUUUGAUGGUACCGGAUAUGACAAAGACCUUGUGGAAGCCCUGGAGAGAGAUAUCAUAUCUCAGAAUCCAAACAUUAAAUGGGACGACAUUGCAGACCUGGGCGACGCCAAAAAACUCCUGAAAGAAGCCGUCGUGUUGCCGAUGUGGAUGCCGGCCUUCUUCAAAGGCAUCCGCAGACCGUGGAAGGGAGUGCUCAUGGUGGGACCUCCCGGCACUGGAAAAACACUUCUGGCAAAAGCGGUUGCCACGGAAUGCAGGACCACUUUCUUCAACGUGUCCUCAUCCACGCUGACGUCGAAAUACCGAGGCGAGUCCGAGAAGUUGGUGCGCCUUCUCUUCGAGAUGGCCCGCUUUUACGCUCCCACCACCAUCUUCAUCGACGAAAUCGACUCCAUGUGCAGUCGAAGGGGGACCUCUGAGGAGCACGAAGCCAGUCGGAGAGUCAAGGCAGAACUGCUGGUGCAGAUGGACGGCGUCGGUGGAGCUUCGGAAGCCGAUGACCCGUCGAAGAUGGUGAUGGUGCUGGCCGCCACCAACUUCCCGUGGGACAUCGAUGAAGCUCUGAGGAGACGAUUAGAGAAGAGGAUCUACAUUCCCCUGCCCUCAGGAAAAGGCCGUGUGGAGCUGCUGCGGAUUAACCUGAAGGAGUUGGAGCUGGCCAGUGACGUGGACUUGGACAAGAUUGCCGAGCAGAUGGAAGGUUACUCGGGAGCCGACAUCACCAACGUCUGCAGGGACGCCUCCCUGAUGGCCAUGAGGCGACGAAUCGAAGGGCUCACGCCGGAGGAGAUCCGCAACAUCUCCCGCGAUGAGAUGCACAUGCCCACCACCAUGGAGGACUUUGAGUCAUCCCUGAAGAAAGUUUCCAAAUCUGUGUCGGCGGCGGACCUGGAGAAGUAUGAAAAGUGGAUCGAAGAGUUUGGUUCCUGUUGAAGGGUUGAGACUGGGCCGGGGGUAGCGUGACUUGCUCUUCAUCUCUGUCUGGGCAUGAGCGAGAAAGGUAAUUUCAUUGUUCUUUUGUACAUCAGUCAAAAAUCUUCCCAUCGUUGUCUGUAUUGUUUUUAAGUUAAGAAUAACUGACGUGCAGACAUUUUUUUUU